Molecule: messenger RNA, 2426 nt
Organism: Micropterus dolomieu (smallmouth bass)
Lineage: Eukaryota; Metazoa; Chordata; Actinopteri; Centrarchiformes; Centrarchidae
Gene: nfil3-6
Product: nuclear factor, interleukin 3 regulated, member 6
Exons: 2
Coding region: 352-1566 (404 amino acids)
Biological process (GO): regulation of DNA-templated transcription; circadian rhythm
Cellular component (GO): nucleus
Molecular function (GO): DNA binding; DNA-binding transcription factor activity
Source: RefSeq, a predicted model, not a curated record
UAGGGACCGUCCUGAGCUGAACUCAACCUUACAAAUAGGAGCUGCGGUAUUCCAAGUGGAGCAGAGUGAAGGUGCGCCACGCCGAUGGUAAUAUUAAGUAACAGCGGUGAGUGGAUCUGCAGUGUUAACAAGGAGAGGGAGGCAGAGAAAAGCGCUUCUUCCUGAACAGGACAUCAAGACGUUUAGAGACUCCGCACCGACGGACAAAACUGAUCAUUCUGCAGAGGUGGCACUGUUGCUGCAUCCUCACCUCCCAUAGAUCCUGAGAGCACAGUGAGCACUCGGCACCACACAGCAGCACCCUCCACUCUUGGCAACCAGGGAAGACUCAUUCGACCCCUGACAGACGUGAUGUUUGAGGAGGAGUCCGAGCAGAUGAGGGGGCAGCAGGAUGUGGCUGUGCUCCAGGCUCUUGACUCACCUACAGCAGUGACACCAGGUGGAGGAGGAGCAGGAGCAGGUCCUCUGUCCUUCACAGAUGAAGCUGUGUCCAUCCUGACCUCCAGCAGUUUGUUGGCACGUUCCCUACUGGGCCGCACCUCUUCUGUCAAGCGCAAAGAGAGUCCUUCUUCCAGCAUCCGACGCAAGCGCGAGUUCAUCCCUCUUGACAAAAAGGAUGAGGGCUACUGGGACAAGAGGAGGAAGAACAACGAGGCAGCUAAACGCUCACGAGAGAAGAGACGUGUGAACGAUAUGGUCCUGGAGAGCCGCGUCCUGGCUCUGCUGGAGGAAAAUGCUCGUCUCAGGGCGGAGCUGUUGGCUCUGAAGUUCCGUUUUGGCAUGGUCAAAGACCCCUCCAACACCCCUAUUCUGCCCCUCGCUACUGCUCCUCACCACACUGCUCAAACCUUGACUCCUCAGUAUUAUCUCCACAGAGGGGAUGGAGGCCCCAGUUCCUCAGCCUCACAUCCCAGCAACCAGACAGGCCAGUUGAAUACCAGAGGCUCCAGGGAUGCUGGUAACAUGUCGGAGGAUUCAGGGUUCUCUACGCCAGGUGGGUCCAGCGUGGGCAGUCCUAUCUUUUUUGAAGACCGGCUGAGCGACCAUGGGAAAUUAUCUCCCCACAGAGCAGAGGAGCUGAGCUAUGACCUCCACCACUCCCCUGCCGAUGCCCACCACACUGCAGGACCGAAGUUGGACCAAGCUGAGGGGAUGAAAAACCUUCCCUACAAGCUACGUUUCAAGACGUCCAGCAGCGGAGACGCAGGUGAAGCUGCAGGGGACAACAACAGCGCCAGACGCAGCCCCACGCCAUCCACGGCAGGACGGGAAGGUCUGAGAGAAGCCCCUAAAGGACUGAGUGGGGGUGAAAUGGGUGCAGGGCACUGCACUGGCACAUGGCUCCAGCAGCUGGAGGGGGAGGAAGGCAGGAGGGGGAGGCAGUCUCCUCAAUACAACGCAUCAGCAGCAAGCUACAUCCUCCAGCCUCCUUCGACGCAGGGACAAACUGAGGUCCAGUAUAAGCAUGAGAACACUCACCUGAAGUCUCAGCUCAACUCUCUGAGCGAGGAGGUGGCACAGCUGAAGAAGCUUUUUACACAGCAGCUCAUGGCCAAAGUCAACUGAGGACCAGCGCCGUGAGUCAGUUACUGUUUGCCGAUGUCUAGACAAGUCUUGCUGUAUGCGAGUCUUGAAAUUCAGGAGUGCCGGACCAUGCCGAAGUUCACAAAGACUGAUAAAACUCAACUCUCACGUCUAACAAACAUUCAACAGUGCGUUGUUUUUAUUUCAAAUACUGUAAUAUAUUGUAAUAAAUGUCUCUAAACAUUCAUCUCAUAGGCCGCUGUUCAACAAAGACUCAGCUCCAAUCAAUGUUUCUCAGACAGGGAGUCUUAUCUGUAAUAGUGUUAAGUGUGUAAGAGUUUUCUCUGUCCCACACCCUGUGAUAACUAAUAACACCCAACAUAAAACUGUUUACAUCGCAUCAUGACAAUGCAAGCUUAACUCCACCACCUCACACCAUUAAAAGAGACAACAACAGGUUUUGGUGGUUCUGAAGCCACAUUCAGUUCAGAUGGAAGUCAGCCAGCGGGUUGUUAACACACUGAGAAGUGGGAAGUGUUUGCAGUUUUGUGGUCAGUGUGAUAUGACUUACCGAGGAUGUUUCCCACCGCUGACAGGUCUGCUGUAAACACAAGCAGAGACAGACAGUAAAUAAGUCCUCCAACAAAACCUCCAUUGGGCUUCAAGGCUAAAAGAAAAAAAGUUUGUUCUGAAUCUGUUUGCUCGCACAAAACCCAUUAGACUUUAGAUUUUUCAGCACUUGUUCUGUGUCACACAGUCAUAGCAAGGAGAUCCUUUUCUGAAAGACACUGUAACAUGUACUGUUCAUGCCCAGUUUGUAUACAUUUUAUUACUGUCAUGUUAUCUGUAGGUAAUGUUCUGUACAUUUUCAUAUUCUAAAUAAAUACAUUUGACAGUUUAAA